This is a messenger RNA of Nematolebias whitei (Rio pearlfish), 1759 nucleotides long. RefSeq lists its product as uncharacterized. The transcript has 3 exons. NCBI's taxonomy places the organism in Eukaryota, Metazoa, Chordata, Actinopteri, Cyprinodontiformes, Rivulidae. The coding region runs from base 173 to 1759 and encodes 528 amino acids. The record is from RefSeq and is a predicted model, not a curated record.
CGCAGACAACGAGUGCUUUUCUUUGCUACUGGAGCAUUCUCCCCAUUGUCCUGCUCCAGGGCCUCUAACGAACCCCCUCUUUGGAGGGCUUUCUGGGAGCCCACCACUGACUGGAGGGCAGACUGCAUACUUGCAGUUGGCUCAACUCAAGGCUCAGCUGGCAUUGACACAGAUGAACAAUGUUUUUCCUGUUGGCGGCCGAGUUGUGACCUUUACAGCGAACUCCAACACACCAUCUUCACGUCUUUCCACAACACCACCUUCACCAACUGCUGUGGCCAUCAAUCUUCUGAAUGUUCUGAAGAUUGCUAACACCAUGUCUCAUCCUAUGUUUAACCCCUUUGUCCCUGGGAAACAAAGUUCCUCCCAGGGGCAAUAUGGACUCUCCAGUGGACAGACAGUAAGAGAUUCUCGAAUAGUGUUGCCUCGCCUUGAACCUGGGUCCAGCUACUCUUCUGGAAUUGCGCCUCUGACACGGGGGACAUCUGAAGGGUUUCUACCACCACCUCUUGCUCUGCCAGUGAACUACAGACCUGAGAGAAGCAGGAUAACAGUUGAUGAGGACAUAGAGCGAUGCUUAGACUUGAAUAUUAGCAGAGCCAGGGAGGAGGCGAGGCAUCAGUCUGUAAACCAGAACGUUCCCUUCAGCACCCAAAGACAAGUGUUUCCAUCCUCGAACACAGAUGUGAUGUCCUUUCAGUCAUCUUCAGCUUUGCUAGGAAACAGACCCUCAACAGUUGACAUUGCCAGUAGGUCCUUGGACUGGUUGUCUUUGUUUAAAAGGCCCACAGAAGAUGAUCCCUCAAAAAUGUAUUCAUCCACUUCAUCCAACUUUUUAAACAGUGGUGACGGUAGGUUUAACCUCUCCAUGGAAGGAAACUGUAAUACGCAGUCCAUUCCAGGCAUUGGUAACUAUGGCAGUAUUGUGCCAGAAAGGUCUGUGCGGCUCCCGGAGUCCAGUCGCCCCAAGUAUACUUCAGAAUCGGCUUCUAACAUUCUCUUGCAAUUUGGACUUGAAAAGGAAGACUUGGAACAACUCAUCACAUACCCCGAAGACCAGCUCACGCCUCAAAACCUGCCGUUCAUCUUAAGGCAAAUCCAUUUAAAGAAGUCCAAGAGAGCUCCACCUGCAGUUCCAUCAAAACCUUACAGCGAACCUCCACCCAUUGCAAGUGUGAGUAGAAUGGACAAAUUAAGUGGAUUCAGAGGUGCAACAAUGCCCCAGGAUGAAAUGCAAUCAGUUCUUAAACCAAGCAAAGUCAUUGACUAUGGACAUACUGCCAAAUAUACUGCAGGCAAUGAGAAAGACAUUGGAAUCGCUACAGCUCAGACUGGUGGGGAUAAGAGUAUGUUGUAUACAGACACUUUCAACAGUAGCAGCCACAAUCAAGAGCCACUGCCAGAACCAGCUCACCAGACAGCUUCAACAUCCCAGCCAUCUGGGACCUUGUUCCACAGCAUUCAUCCUAGCCGUCCUGGCCUCGUGCUUAUUGGCAGAAAUGACGAUAGUCGCAACAGUACUCAAAGUAGAACUCAAGCGUCAGAGUCCAAAGCACUGGUGGAAAAGCAGCAAGGACAGCAGCAGGUGAAACAACAGCCAAAUCAACAGGCCCAACAGCAUCAAGCACAGCAGCAGAGACAGCCGCCGCAGCAGCAGCAGAGACAGCAGCCGCCGCAGCAGCAGGGCAGGGCAGCCGACUUGGGACCCGAAGGUCCCGGUUUUGAUCCCCGGCCAUUGCACAUCCCGUGGUGUCUCUGA